Messenger RNA from Schistocerca gregaria, 4722 nucleotides. RefSeq names its product probable cytochrome P450 301a1, mitochondrial. Gene Ontology annotation, molecular function: heme binding; iron ion binding; monooxygenase activity. The transcript has 12 exons. The record is from RefSeq and is a predicted model, not a curated record. NCBI's taxonomy places the organism in Eukaryota, Metazoa, Arthropoda, Insecta, Orthoptera, Acrididae. Bases 140 to 1780 code for a protein of 546 amino acids.
CUGCAGUAACACAGCAUAUAUCCGGUCAGCCAGUCGCCAGCUGGCGUGCGUCAGCAGUAGACGCCGUGGUGUUAGUGUCUAAACAAGAGAGGCAAGAGCGAACCACUCCUUCAGCCAGCCAAGCCUCUGGACCAGUGAGAUGACCGGCGCCGCCCUCUCCGCGGCCAGACGCGCGUGCAGCGGCAGCCGCCGCCUGCUGUCGCUGCCGCCCCCAGCCGCCCCCGCCGCCACCCCUGCCUCUGGCAGGUGGCUGGCCACUGUCGCCGCCCCCGCAGAGGCGCCACCCAGCUCUCCGUCUCAGGAGUGGCUGAGCGCGAGGCCCUUCGAGGAGAUGCCAGGCCCCAAGAAGCUGCCCAUCAUCGGCAACCUCUGGAAUUUCAUCCCUAAGAUCGGAGAGAUGUCGAAUCAAGACUUGAAUGAAUUAAACGACUUCCUGUGGAAGCGUUACGGCGACUUAGUGAAACUCGACGGCAUUCCUGGGCGGCCGACGUCUGUGAUCUUGUUUGACGCAAACGACAUUGAGAAAGCGUUCCGCAACGAGGGACCGUGGCCCCACCGCAGUGGCCUGCAGAGCAUGCUGUACUACCGGAAACACGUCAGACCCGACUGGUUCCGGGACCGCUGCGGUGUCGCCGUCACCCAGGGAGAGGAGUGGUACAACUUCCGGCGCAAAGUCAACCAGCCCUUAAUGCAGCCUAGGUCCGCCAAGCUGUACGUGGGACCCAUAGACCAGGUGGCCGAAGACUUCGUCAACAGGAUGGUACUGCUCAGGGACGAAAACCUGGAGAUGCCGGACAAUUUCCUUAACGAGCUGUACAAGUGGGCCCUCGAAUCGGUGUCACUGGUGGCGCUGGACGCACGCCUCGGUUGCCUGGAGCCCGAUUUCCCGCCUGACUCUGAGCCGCAGAAGCUAAUCGACACCGUGCAGGUCCUGUUCGACUCGAUAUACAAGCUGGAGUUCCGGCUGUCACCCUGGAAGGUCAUCAGCACACCCACCUGGCGGCGCUUCGUCCGGGGCCUCGACUACUUCUACGAGACAUCGAUGAAAUACAUCAACGCCGCCAUGGAACGCAUCAAGGCCAAAGGCGAGAACUCCACUGGAGACCUCAGCGUGCUGGAGCGGCUGCUGCUCCAGAAUGAUGACCCUGUAGUCGCCUGCGUCAUGGCGCUAGACAUGAUGUUCGCAGGCGUCGACACGACUUCCAACGCGGCCGUAGCCUGCCUGUACUACGUGGCCAAGAACCCGGAGGCCCAGCAGCGGCUGUUUGAGGAGGUGUACGCCCAGCUGCCAGAGUCGCAGAGCCAGCCGCUGACGGCCAGCAAGCUGGAGGAGUGCCGCUACCUCCGGGCGUGCUUCAGGGAGGCCAUGAGGUUGAAGCCCAUAGCACCAGGCAACGCCCGACGGGUCCUCGUCGAUGACUUUGUCUUAGGCGGCUACCGUAUACCUAAGGGGGUGGACCUUGUCAUGGGACACCCUCAGCUCUCGGUCUCUGAGCAGUACUUCCCCCAGGCGGACCAGUUCCGCCCCGAGCGCUGGCUGAAGGGCCCGGACGGCCGGUCGGAGGCGCAGGACGCGCAUCCCUUCGCCUCGAUGCCCUUCGGCUUCGGCCCCAGGAUGUGCAUCGGCAGGCGCUUCGCAGAGCUCGAGGUCUACACGCUGGUGGCCAGGAUAAUCCGGCGCUUCCGCCUAGAAUUCCACGGUGACAUCAAGUGGAACACGGGCUUGAUCCAGUUCGCGGCAUCACCCCUCAAGUUCAAGGCCAUAGACAGGGACCGCUGAAGACCGAGCCGUCGAUGGAGCCAUCUCUACGGUGAAUGACGCACGGUUGGUUGGAAGGUUGGACUCGCAGUGAUGUGCGAGGGCUUCGAAAAGAUGCUACGCCCUUCUGCUUGCAAUAUACGUAGCUGUCCGAUUUUGUUAACAGCUCACUGCAAAUAUUUCUUCACUUUAUAAUAAUUAUACAAAAAUAUCUAUCACUAUUUUACCUGAUAAAGAAAACUGUUAAAUUAACUACAUGAUUCUUUUGAACAUUGCUAGAGGAUUUCCAUGUAGGACACUGAUAAGACGUUGCAAGAAGCACAGUUUAGUGCAGUGCGUCACAUGAUAACGGCUCUGGCACUGUGCAAGAAAGAUAACGAAGAAUUUGGCUGUUCUUACAUCACACGAGACGUGAAAGAUAAGAUAGACGUGGAGCACAAUGAGCCGAAUGACGCAGUGCCUUAGAAUCUGACGUUACGAAGUAGUCACUUGGGUCAAAACCGCUUCAGCAAUCUUCUCGCUGGUUCGAUGACGCCCACCUUUGAUUGCUCUCCUGUACCAACCACUUCAUCUCAGGUACCACUUGCAACCUACAUCCUCAGUUAUUUGUUGGAUGUAUUCCAAUUUCUGUAUUCCUACCAUUUUUACCCUUUAUAGUUCCUUCUAGCACUCCGAUGUCUUUAACAAAUGUCUUAUAAUCUUGUCCCUUCUUCUUGUCAGUGUUCUCCAUAUUUUCCUUUCUUCGCUGAUUCUGCGAAGAAACUUCUUAUUUCAUAUCUUAUUGGUGCAUAUGAUUUUCAACAUUCUUCUGUGGCAUCACAUAUCAAACUCUUUGACUAUCUUCUUUCAGAUUUUCCUAGUGUCCAUGAUUCACUACCAUGCAAUGCAGUUUGUCAAACGUAAAUGCUCAGAAAUUUCUUUCUCGGAUAAAGACAAACGUUUGACAUUAGCAGACUUAUGUUGUCCAGGAAUACCCUGUAUACUGUGCUGAUCUGCUUUUCAUGUCCUCCCUGUUUCAUCUACCGAUGUGUUAUUCUGCUUCCACGAUAGCUUCUUCUCCUUCCUGGUCCCCAAUUUUGCUGUUAAGUUUAUCGCUAAUUUCUUUGCUACUACUUUUCGUUACUUCCGUCUAGUUUCCAUUUACUCUCACUCCGUAGUAUGUACUCAUUAGACUGUUCAAUGCAUUCGACACGACCUUUAAUUCUUCUUCAAUUUCACUGAGGAUAACAAAGUCAUCAGAGAAUCUUAUCAUUGAUGACCUGUCUCCCUGAAUUAUAAUCCCACUAUUCAACCUUUCUGUUACUUCCAUCAUUGUUUCUUUGAUGUACAGAUUGAACUAUAGGAGCGAAAGACUACAUUUCUGUCUUAAACGCAUUUUAAACCGAACACUUUGUUACUGCUUUCAUGUUCUUACUGUUGUCCCUUGGUUCUUGUAAAGAUCGUAUAUUAUCCGUCUUUCCCUGUUUCUGACUCCUAUUUUUUCUCAGAAUUUCAUUUCACAUUGUCGAACGCAUUUUCUGUGUCAACAGAUCCCACGAAGGAGUCUUGAUUUAAGCCUUGCUUCCAUCAUCAUUCGCAAAUUCAGAACUGCUUCCCUGAUUCCCUUGCCUUUCCGAAAGCUAAACUGAUUAACAUCUAAAAGAUCCUCAGUUUUCUUUGCUACCAUACUUCAAGUGCAAAGGUACUGAGUGGGAAAUCUGACCAUAUCCAGAUGUUCUGCUCAGUCGAUGUUUGUGUACGUCCCCGCUGGUAUAGAGAAAAUGACAAUUUGGAGACGAAACUGGAAGUCAUGAAGGCAGAACAGUAAGAAAUAUAAACGUUGUUGACCCUAGUGUCAUAUGUACAAAGUGCCUCAUCAUAUGGGCAAUGUGUGUUCGACCCCCACAGGGGAAUAAAUCUUUAGCUCCCACAAAUGUUUAUAACAUUGUUUCUAGUUCAGAUGAUCAGUGAUACUUAGUUUAGCAGGAGAUUAUAGAAAUCCCUUUUGGAUCUGUUGGGACCCAAAUGAAGUUACUGGGGACGUUUUCCGCGUUUUGUCGAGAACCCUUGAUGAAGUUAACGCAGCUUCUUAACGCGUGUUCAUUUCCGUAAGUGAAAGGUGCGUCAGACUAGCUGAUAACUGACACUGGAUUGCGUUGUAGUCGCAGAUCAGGUCGGCCGUCACUUCACGUGAGAUGGUUUCUGAGCGCUGAUUACCUUCGCUACAAACGACGUCCGUCUUAGUUUGUAAAUACUAAAGUCUUAUAAUAUUACCUUAUCCUAUCAAUGUUAACCUUUCUAAAUGCUGCUGUACUAUGUACUGUAAAGAUAUUUAUUAUAGGUGAAAGCUCUUAAUUAGUUUCAGUUAAUAGUUUUUUUCUCUACUGACAAUAUAAAUACUUGUACAGUAAUUCAACUGCCAGUCAGGUAACAGACAACAUAUCGUUCGUCAGUUCCCUCUGCUGGCAGUUAUUCACCAUAAGUUUCACAGCGGCUACACUAAUCAUUUGUCUUUAAAUGUUUGUAACUCCUUAACUAAAAAAUAUACAAAUUGAGCUCAUGCAGCAGUUUCUUCCAACACGCAACAUUCAUUCUCUUUAUCUGCCACUUUUGUGGUUCUAUCACAUCUUUUCUUCUCCAUAAGUGAUAUUCAAUCUUUUUUGCCAUCAUUUGUCAUAAGCCCAGUACUGACCACAUACAAAAUUGUAAUUUCUCCCCUCCAAGCGAGUUUCACAUCUAUUUCUGAACGAUUACUAAAUCAUAGCAUGAAAUAUAUUUGCUGUAUUCAUCAGUAAUCCGUACCAAUUUUUCUUGUGAGAAAGAUGAGAGCAAUGACACAUAUUAAGCAGUAUAUACUGUAUUUUUGUUACCACACUGCCAGUGAAUAAGAGUUAUAUCUGUUACCAAUGUAAAAAAAUGCUAUUGAAACACUGUAAUAUUAUUUCAUAUUACUAAAAAUAAAGAAAUGUUUUACUAUGUCAUAA